Malus domestica (apple) is the source of this 2884-nucleotide messenger RNA. Its product is annotated as cysteine-rich receptor-like protein kinase 26. Gene Ontology annotation, biological process: protein phosphorylation. Lineage: Eukaryota; Viridiplantae; Streptophyta; Magnoliopsida; Rosales; Rosaceae. Gene Ontology annotation, molecular function: ATP binding; protein serine/threonine kinase activity. Gene Ontology annotation, cellular component: plasma membrane. The record is from RefSeq and is a predicted model, not a curated record.
ACAAAAACAAAUGGUCAAUAUUGUACCACAAGCACAAAAACAAAAUUAUCAUCAGAGGCAAUAAUGGACUUAAAGUCAAGGCGUUCCCUAUAUAUUCUUUGUAGUUUUCCCAAUUCAAAAUUCUACUGGGGUAGAUGGAUGUGGGUUUGAUCAGCUGGUGAGGGCAAUAUAUGCCAUCCUUUUAUGCUCGAGUUUGAAUCGUCUUCUCCUGACUUAGAAUAGGAUAUAGGAAUACAACCCAAUUGGCCUGAUGAUUAGCGAAGCAGUUGCAUCGUGCUAGUUGGUGGUCUAUUAAACCAAGAACUGAAGACAAGUUGGUUACUAUAACAAUAUAAUGAAACACUACACUUAACUUGAACAACAGAAAUGGAUUCCUCAAGAUUGCUAAUUCUCUUCAUUGUUCCCGUUCUCUUGGACCUUCUUGCACCCACCGGAGCCCAAGUCAACGACGGUACAUGCACUUAUACAGCUGACUUCUGCUGGAGAUGUUCCAACAUCGGCACCUACGAAGACGGUGGCACCUACCAAAAAAACCUCGACACCCUCCUCUCCUCUUUCUCUUCCAACGAUCAAACCAAUUCCGGCUUUUACAAUUCAUCAAUGGGGCAAGACCCCGACAAAGUGAACGCAAUUGCAUUGUGCAGAGGAGAUGUGUCCCUCAACAACUGUCACACUUGUGUCAACCAGUCUAGUCCCUUUCUCUUCACGAAUUGUUCGAAUCAAGAUGAAGCAAUCGUAUGGGCGGAGCGUUGCAUGGUCCGAUACUCGAGCAAAUUAAUAUUUGGUAUUCAGGAGGAUGAGCCUAUUAAGUAUGUGCCUAGCCUGACUGACGCAAUUGAUCCCCAGAAAUUCGAUUUGGUGCUCAAUCUCUUUUUGGAUACUUUGACUGAGAAAGCUGCGUCGGGGGAUUCUCUUAAAAAAUAUGCAGCCGGACAUACGAUUAUGCAGGAAAGUACGACAAACCAAACAAUAUAUGCACUUGUGCAGUGCACUCCAGAUUUAGAUAAGCAAAAUUGCAGUGAUUGCCUUAAAGGGGCUAUCUCAAAAAUACCAGAUUGUUGUGGUGGAAAGCAAGGAGGCAGAGUUCUUAAGCCGAGUUGUAAUUUGAGAUUCGAGGCAACUCUUUUCUACGAGCCUACCGCGGAUUCUUUGGUGACUCUCCCAUCUGUAAAAGGAAAGAAGAGUACCAUAUCAAAAGCAGUCAUCAUCAUCAUCGUCGUUGUUGGGGUUGUUUUUGUCGCUAUGAUUCUUAUCGGAAUAUUGAUUUCCUUAAGAGUGAGGAGACGAUGGAAAAAACAAAAACUUGAAAAUGAUAAUUCGGAUGACGAUAGUCUGGUGGAGUCGUUGCAAUAUGACUUUGAAACUAUAAAAUCAGCAACUGAUGACUUCUCUGAUGCAAAUAAGCUUGGACAAGGUGGAUUCGGACCUGUCUACAAGGGUAGGCUACCAAAUGGAAGAUAUAUAGCCGUGAAAAGACUCUCUAAGAAUUCUGAGCAAGGUGAUCGUGAAUUUAAAACUGAAGUCACGUUAGUUGCUCAACUUCAACACCGUAAUCUAGUAAGGCUGCUAGGUUUUUGCUUGAAAGCAGGGGAAAGGAUCCUCAUUUACGAAUAUGUGCCUAACACAAGUCUGAAUCACUUCAUUUUUGGUACGUUUGCUCUGCCUUUUGGCAUAAUUCAUAACAUUUCCUCUCAAUUUUAUAUUACUGAAAAUUGUAUCAACAAAGGAAAAACUUAUGCAUCAUAUUUCAAUCUAUUGCGCUUGUAUUUAGAUCCAGUCAAUCAAGGAUAUUUGAAUUGGGAAACACGUUACAAAAUCAUAGGAGGGAUUUCUCGAGGGCUUCUUUACCUUCAUGAAGAUUCUCGUCUUCGAAUCAUUCACCGUGAUCUUAAACCUAGCAACAUUCUGUUAGAUGAAGAUAUGAAUCCUAAAAUUGCAGACUUUGGCAUGGCUCGAUUGUUUACGAUGGAUCAAACUCAAGGAGAUACUAAGACAAUUGUGGGGACCUAUGGAUAUAUGGCUCCAGAGUAUGCAAUUCAUGGACGUUUUUCUGUCAAAUCGGAUGUUUUUAGUUUCGGUGUGUUAGUUCUCGAGAUCUUAAGUGGUAGAAAGAUUGCCAAUUUCCGAAGUAGUGAGAAUGAAGAGGACCUUUUAACCUAUGCAUGGAGAAACUGGAAGGAGGAUACGGUGUCAAAUAUCAUAGAUCCUGUGUUAGCGACAGGAUUAGGAACCGAAAUAAUGAGAUGCAUCCACAUCGGUUUACUUUGCGUCCAAGAAAAUGUGGCUAGCAGACCAACCAUGGCUUCAAUUGUUUCGAUGCUUAAUAGUCAUUCUGUCACACUCUCAUUACCUUCAAAACCUGCAUAUUAUUUGCAUAACAGUGAAAAUGACACCACGGAAGGAACAAAAUCAUAUGGAUCUAAAAAUUCUGCGGAUGUGUCGAUAAAUGAGGACUCAAACAUUACAGAGCCAUAUCCUCGUUAGUGGGGCUGAUUAUAAAUGUAGGCUUUCUGGUUUAUUUUUAAGCACAAGUUUGUUAUAAGACGGGUAGUGUUAUGUGUACUUAGAACACCGUGACCUGAUCUAUGAUCCAUAGAAUCGUCCAGAGUUACGUGCUCAGAAGAACAAAUGAUUUGGUCAAAUAAGAAAAAGAAAGAAACCACCAACUGCAGCUGAAGUUUAAAUUUUCACAGAUUGCAUCGAUCAUAGAAGGACAUGUGGGAAGCGUCCUCGAUUGUCGUUUGCCGGCGAGGGCCUUGAUGCUAGGGUUUUUAUUCCCUCUCUUUUGAAAGUAUUGUUUCGUUGAAAGUUGCAAGCUUUGACUCCCUUUUAUUAUAUAAAUUGUGUCCUCGCAUGUAAUAUAUAUGUUGUGUGUUGGAACAGA